AUGAGCCAUCCUUCCAAAGAAAAUAUGGGCUUGGGCUACUACCGUCGGCCCUUUUCCAAUCGUAUGUCCACUAUCCCACGCUCUCAUGGGUUCGAUAGCCUGCAAGAUCUACUGGAGCGGGAGGGCUACAAGGAGACGCGCAUCGUCACACCCGUCGCAAAAAUACCCACACAAAUCGAUGCCCAGGCUCCGGACGACGUCGACAUGCCUGACGUAAAUGUACCUGUCGCGAAAAAUGCUGGAAAGCCUUUGGAUUCUGCCCGAUCCACGUCUUUCCAGAAUGAGGCCAAGCAUAAUGACAUCCAAGCGUGGAUGCAGGGUAUUCUCUCGUCCCACGCUGGGGCACCAGAGGAGCCUAUUCGCCACCGCCACCGGGAGCCCUCAUUGAAAAAGACACGGAGUGACGCUGAUAUCCGAGCGCGGACUUUACGCCGUCGAAGCAGCCUAUGGGAUGCCAGUGUAGCGUACCGGACGGGGACUGCAAAACCCGCCGAGCCUAUACCCCCUGUGCCACCUUUGCCGCCAGCGCAUACCAAGAAGCCUGUUGCUGAUUUCACAAAUACGUCUUCUUCUCUGCCAAUGGCACCCAAGGCCCCUGUCACCACGACGACGGAAGCACCUCUGCAAAUGGAGUCGGCGAUAGCAUUUUUGUCAACGCCCGCUGAGCCUGUCCUUUCGCGGCAAGAUGCCGUUGUUCAAACGGUCGACAAAGACCCUACAGCAACUCUUCCUCGUGGGCUCCGACGCUCAAAAAGUGAGGAUCUGUUGCACAAGGCACUUAAGUCUCGACGCUCUCAGAAGCCUGAACUGCCCCCUACCUGCACCUGCGGCCGGAACACGGUGAAGUUCGGCGCGGUUGAGCCUCGAUGGCAUAUGAAUGACUGUCCCAUUCGCACAGUAUGGGAAGCGACGGCCCCCGAGCCUGUGCCGCCGCCCCCGCCCAGGCUGACCAUAUCGACGCCGCGAGGCGUUAGCUCCCCCAAGCACUUGGACUUGGCCGGACGUGAGUACGAUCCAAUGGAUGUGCCUGGUAAUGUUGCUUACUUGUUCCGCUUGUCACAGCCAGGCAUUGGGCUAGUUAAGCGUGCCACUCUGGCAGGUCUGAAUGGACUGUUCAAGAGUCAGGAAAAAGUACCCACGCCGACGAACCCUCUAAUUCGUUCGCGGUCUCCGUCGCCGCGCAAGCACUCUGCUCAUCGCCUCUCCCGAUCAACAUCGCUACCUCGGAUCGAUGCCUUGAAAACAGGAUCUGCAGCGCUCAUGUCGUCGAAUCAGGAGUCCGGCAGUCUCGAUUCCAAGUCGAACGAGAGUGUUUGGACGGGCUCCCAACGCAUUCAUGAGCUCCGGCAGCAUGUGGAGGAGCGCAUACGGCAAGACGAAGCGACAUCGCUCGGUCGAGCCAAGAGCACCCUGCACAAGUCUCCGCCUCAGACUAAUGUUGCUGAGACGAGUGUGUCCGAUGCCUGGGAGAGUCCGACGUUGCAACGUCAGCGGCGUCGAGGUCCUCCUCAUAUUCCCCAGGAUCUGACGGAGAUGUUUGAUCAGCCCCGCCCCGACACGACGGAAGCGAUAUCUGAAGACACGAGCUACGCUUUGUCUGGUAUGGAGCCCUCUGUUAAGCCAGCGCCCCAGAUUUCUAUGACCUCUUCUGCAGUGCCAUCCAUCUCUGUUCUGCAGACUAUGACCCGCAAUGAUGCCAAAGCGCCUUCUCUCUCAAACCAGUCAGUGGCUGGCAAGAUGCCGUACUCUCCAGCGGCGAUCCGGCGCAUGCCGUCCCGUCGCAGGGCCGUGCACGGUUCACGGCAUGUAUUGCGCCAGACGCCGCAGGAGCAGGUCCAAACAGUGUAUCGUUCUUAA
This is a messenger RNA of Malassezia sympodialis ATCC 42132, 1857 nucleotides long. RefSeq lists its product as uncharacterized. NCBI's taxonomy places the organism in Eukaryota, Fungi, Basidiomycota, Malasseziomycetes, Malasseziales, Malasseziaceae. The record is from RefSeq and is a predicted model, not a curated record.